Messenger RNA from Anolis carolinensis (green anole), 1377 nucleotides. RefSeq names its product alkB homolog 4, lysine demethylase (gene alkbh4). The record is from RefSeq and is a predicted model, not a curated record. Lineage: Eukaryota; Metazoa; Chordata; Lepidosauria; Squamata; Anolidae. Gene Ontology annotation, molecular function: oxidoreductase activity; demethylase activity; actin binding. Gene Ontology annotation, biological process: actomyosin structure organization; protein demethylation. Gene Ontology annotation, cellular component: midbody; contractile ring. The transcript is spliced from 3 exons. Bases 1 to 948 code for a protein of 315 amino acids.
AUGGAGGGCGGCGGCGGCGGGGAGCGCGGAGGCGGGGAGGAAGCGGCUAGGCCCCGGGCCUGCGCCUGCACCGGAGCCCGCUCUUGCCUGGCCUGCCAGGCCCGCCGACCCACCACCACGCCGACGCCGCCUCCGAAAAAUGCAAACUUUGUUUACUGCCCGACGACCGGCUUUGCUGUGGGAGAAAAGCCUUCCGGGUUUGCCGGCUGGGCCUUCCCGUUCCCGGGAGUGUGUUUGCUGGACGAUUUCGUCACCGCAGAGGAAGAACGGCACAUGGUGACACUUAUGGACCAAAGUCCUUGGAAGCCGUCGCAAUCCGGCCGAAGAAAACAGGACUAUGGCCCGAAAGUGAACUUCAAGAAGCAAAAGUUGAAGGCGGGAUGUUUCACUGGGUUGCCCAGCGGCAGCCGGGAAAUUGUGGAGCGGAUGCAAACUUUCUCGGUGCUCAAGGGCUUUUCCCCCGUGGAGCAGUGCAACUUGGACUACGGCCCCGAGAGGGGAUCCGCCAUCGACCCGCAUUGGGAUGACUCCUGGCUUUGGGGAGAGCGCCUGGUUACCUUAAACCUGCUUUCCGCGACCGUGCUUUCCAUGACUUGCGACUCGGAUGAUCCUCUCCCGUUGCUCUUCCUCCAAAGCGAACCCACGCAUGGCAACGCCCGGGACGGUCAACGGUGCGCGCUUGAAGAAUUCAGAAGCCCCGCAAACCCUUCUUUGCCGUUCAGAGAGGUCUCCGUGGCGAUAUCCUUGCCUCGCAGAGCUCUGUUGGUCUUGUACGGCCCGGCCCGCCACCGAUGGAAACACGCCAUUCAUCGCGACCAUAUCACGAGCCGCCGCGUCUGCGCGACAUUCAGAGAGUUGUCGGCAGAGUUCGGUCCCGGAGGAAAACAGGAAAAAGUCGGGGGGAAACUCCUGGAAACGGCGCUGACCUUCCAAGGAAGGCCUGUCUAAGUUUUACAGAGAAAGGAAUGAGAUUCUUGCUUCCAACAGACCUCACAACCUCUGAGGAUGCCUGCCAUAGAUGUGGGCAAAACAUCAGGAGAGAAUGCUUCUGGAACAUGGCCAUACAAACAUAUAACAACCCUGUGAUCCUGGCCAUGAAAGCCUUCGACAACAGAUUCUUGCUUGUUUUGCUGCUUCCCCAUUCCGGCACAUUCUGUACUGGGUUUUAUGAAUUAGUCUCCUGUUUUAAUAUUGUAUGCUUCAUGUCGAUUUUAUCGAUUGUUUUACUGAUAAUUGAGGUUUUAUUGGUAUAAUUGUUUUAUUGUUGUAUCAUUGAUAUUUGAUUGUUUUAUCAGGCUAGGCCCCAUGUAAGCUGCCCCGAGUCCCUUCGGGGAGAUGGGGCGGGGAAUAAAAAUAAAGUUGUUAUUAUUAUUAUUA